This is a messenger RNA of Solanum dulcamara, 1513 nucleotides long. RefSeq names its product protein SLOW GREEN 1, chloroplastic-like. NCBI's taxonomy places the organism in Eukaryota, Viridiplantae, Streptophyta, Magnoliopsida, Solanales, Solanaceae. Bases 160 to 1206 code for a protein of 348 amino acids. Gene Ontology annotation, cellular component: chloroplast thylakoid membrane. Gene Ontology annotation, molecular function: protein binding. The transcript has a single exon. The record is from RefSeq and is a predicted model, not a curated record.
GGCCUAAAGCAAAAGCCCAAUACAUUGAGUCAAUUAUGCGUAUCUCCAUUCUCAAGCUUUCUCUACACUGUAAAUUCCGCCAUUAUCGUUAGGGUUUAAGAGCUCCUACACUAUCUUCUUCUUCUUCUUCACCAAAACCUUUUGUUAAACCCUAACACCAUGACAACAUUAAACCCUGUCACUUCCAAAACAAACCAAAUUCAUAAACAGUUUCAUCAUCUUCAUCGUCCAAUUUAUGCUAAACCCAUUUCUUGUCUCUCCUUCAAAACCUCACCUCCACCAUUUUACCCUUCUUCUUCUUCUUCUUCACAAAAUUCUAAAAUCCCAAAACCCCUUAUCCCUCAAAUCCCUAACGAACAACCCCAUAACCCAUUUUCAUUCGUUAAGCCAACGCUAAUUGCUACAAUUACGGCCACUACCCUUGUAUUCGCAAGAUUCUUUGUGUUUCCGAAACCUGUACUUGCUAACCAAGCUUUUACUCCGUCGUCGGCUAUGGAAACUGAUUUAAGGGAUGCAGUUUCAGAGGAGGAAAGGGAAAGAGCAAUUGAAGAACAUCUGGUUACACACCCGGAUGAUGUGGAAGCUUUAAGGAAUUUGAUGGAAAUUCGGAUAAAGAACAAGAAAAUGCUUGAUGCUAUUAGCAUUAUCGAUAGGUUGAUUGAACUCGAACCGAAUGAGACAGAAUGGCCAUUGUUGAAAUCCCAUUUGUAUGUGAACUUUGGGGAGAUUGAAUUGGCUAAAGUUGGGUUCAAUGAAAUAUUAAAGAAAGACCCUUUUCGCGUCGAGGCUUAUCAUGGAUUGGUUAUGGCAGCUUCACAAGAUGAUUCGAUUGAGGAAUUGAUGGAAAUCGAGAAGAAGGUUGAGGAAGGGAUUAAAUUGUGUAAGAAGGAGAAUAAAAAGAGUGACUUGAGGGAUUUUAAGCUAUUGCUUGCACAAAUUCGGGUGAUCGAAGGGAAAUAUGAUGAUGCUUUGAAGGUUUAUCAGGAGUUGGUUAAAGAUGAGCCUAGGGAUUUCAGGCCUUACUUGUGUCAAGGAAUAAUAUACACAUUAUUGAGGAAAAACAAGGAGGCUGAGAAGUGUUUUGAGAAGUAUCGAAGACUUGUACCACAAGGGCAUCCUUAUGCUAGGUAUUUCGAUGAGAACAUGAUUGCAACGAAGGUUUUUGCACAGAGGGCGGAGAAUGAGAGAGCUAGCUCAAAAGGUUGAACAGAAUAAGGCUUUGGUUCUGUUGAGGUAUGAUGGAAAAUGUUUUACUCUAUCUGUUACUAGUUACAUAAUUGUUUUAGCUUACUAGAUGUUUCGAUUAAGUUUGUCUGGUUUGCAUAGGUUUAUUGUUAUAUGAGUUGUGAAGUAGCAAUUUGUUUCGGGAAAGGAAUUCUUUUUUGUAUGUCAGAAGGGAAUUGGUGCUAAGGCUCUUGAAUUUUCAGCAGGUAAUUGAAUCGAACGACAUGAUAUCAUAGUUCAUUUAAUCAAGAAUGGAAGUGAGAACAAUGCUUUGUGAUUUUGUCUUCAA